GAACUUUGGUAUCCAUGGGAGCAUCUGUAGGAGCAGUAACAAAACAGACCCUGUUCCCUCCUCUCAUGCCUGCGGGGCGACCUUUCCGUGUGUCCAAUGCCUCCCGAAGCAGCCGGAAAGGAAUUGUUGCAAGCAGUCUGCAAGAGCUCAUCAGCAAGACUUUAGAUGCCUUCCUUAUAUCUGCGGGAAUAGUUACUCUGGUUCUGGAGGAAGAUGGCACGGUUGUGGACACAGAAGAGUUCUUCAAGUCCCUGGAUGAUAAUACACACUUCAUGGUUCUAGAAGAAGGACAGAAAUGGACACCAACAAGAAAUGGAGUUGCCACUGUGAGAAAAAAGAAGAAAAUGGGAGUAGCUAACAUCACAUUUGAUCUAUACAAGCUGAACCCUAAGGAUUUUAUUGGCUGCUUAAACAUCAAGGCGACCUUCUAUGAGAUCUACUCUGUCUCAUAUGACAUCAAAUGUAUGGGAGCAAAAAGCGUGUUGCGGAAGUUGCUUCAGCUGAUAUCCCAUGCAGCACAAAUAACUGGACAGCUUCUUCUCUAUACUGGAACGUAUAUGUUGCAGUUGAUGGAUGAAUAUGAAGAAAGUGGCACGUGUACAAGAUCAAGGCGGGAGUAGUGAACACAGCUGCACUUCUGGUAUCGGAUCCUUUCGCUUAAAGACAUUCUCUUGCUCGAUUUUUGAUUGUAAUGAGGUUAUAGGAGGGGGAUGUCCACUGAUGUGAACUAACAUUUUUCCCAUUUGGGAAUGCUUCUAGGCCUUAGUCAAAAAGUAAGUGUUUGGUGUUCACAGGCUCUUAACACAGCAAAAGGAUGGGUGCCUAAUGCCCCAGAAGUCAGCAAAAGGACAGAAGGCAGGUUUUUUCCCAGCAGCUCAAAAUGGAGAAUAAACAUACUUGGAGACUUGCGUGCUUUGU
Opisthocomus hoazin is the source of this 918-nucleotide messenger RNA. The record is from RefSeq and is a predicted model, not a curated record. NCBI's taxonomy places the organism in Eukaryota, Metazoa, Chordata, Aves, Opisthocomiformes, Opisthocomidae.